Messenger RNA from Alnus glutinosa, 1679 nucleotides. Its product is annotated as F-box protein SKIP22-like. The coding region runs from base 456 to 1388 and encodes 310 amino acids. The transcript has a single exon. Gene Ontology annotation, molecular function: protein binding. The record is from RefSeq and is a predicted model, not a curated record. NCBI's taxonomy places the organism in Eukaryota, Viridiplantae, Streptophyta, Magnoliopsida, Fagales, Betulaceae.
UGACGGUGUCUCUUCCAGUUCAGAUCAACAGAAAGAGUUGCAGUUAUACCACAACAUUAGGAUUCAGAAGUAGGGUUAUUGUCAAAGAACUCUGCAGAGGAAUUGUCAUCGAGCUCUACUUCUUCAAGACUGCUAACAGAGUUGUUGUUGAAGUACUUUAGAAGACUUGCAUCAUGGGUUAUCAUCAGAGUAGGACUCCUGCAGAUAAAGAAAUUGUAUUAGCAUUAAAACAGAAGUAAACGUGUAAUAGGAUUGCUGCUUUGUUUUUCAUUAGUAGUAAAUAUCUAGUAGGAGUUAUGUUUUGGUUUGGAAUUAUAGUUUGACGUAAACUUGUAUAACCUUUUCUCUAUAAAUUAAUGAUCAGAAUGAAUCAGAUGCAAUUAUUCCGCCAAUCUCUAUCUUAGAGUUAUUUCUUUGAGUACGACGGGUCCCUAGAAUUUUCCGGUGCUGAAACGAUGGGGGUGGAUGAUGGGUCGGUUCCAAUGGUGAAGAAGUUUUCGGAGCGUCGUUUUUUGAGGAGGGUGCUGGGCGACUAUGAUGGUGACCACAAGCUUUUGGUGAUCGCAGUUCACGCGGUUCUUUUGGAGUCCGGUUUCGUCGGAUUCGAUUCAGUCUCGGGCAUGCAGGUUGACCGGAUUCAUCUUGCGAAUGACGCUUUUACGGUGUCGCUCAGGUAUACUCUGCCUGAGCUUCUAGGAUAUGGGGGCUAUUGUAAUUUCUGUAAUGUGGUUGAAAGUGUUGUUUUGAAGUUUCAGAAUUUAGGGCACUUGGUCACUAUCUACGGGUGUUUGGCUAAGGGCGGGUCGGGGUUGUAUCGGGUGUGUUUGAAUGAGAAUCGGCUUGUGCCGGCAAUCGGUUUAGCUAAUAGGGACGAAGAAAAUGAAAGUGAGAUUUUUGAGUUUUGGAAGAUGGUGAAGGAUGGGCUCGUAUUGCCACUUUUGAUUGAUCUUUGUGAAAAGACUGGUCUCGGCCUUCCACCGUGCUUUAUGCGCCUCCCGGCAGAUCUUAAACUUAAGAUUUUGGAAUCUCUUCACGGUCCCGAUCUCGCAAAGGUGGGAUGCGUGUGCUCCGAAUUGAGGUAUUUGUCUUCACGUGAUGAGUUGUGGAAACAGAAAUUUGAUGAGGAGUUUGGACGAGCGGCGGGAGCGCAGGGAAUUGGUCAAUGGAAAGCUAGGUUUGCUUCGUUUUGGGAGAGCAGCAAGAAGAGGAAGACGGAAGCUGGCCGGUAUAGAGGCUUUCUUCGGAGGCAUUUUCUCAUCCAGGAGAAUCCAUUUGGCGCUCCUAUGGUGGGCGGAGAUCAUGACCGAAUGCCGGGUCUUGCCUUAGCUUCUCCUUUCGGAAGAUCCAGAGGGAUUCAGUGGCUUCGACUAGGAGGAUCCAAUGUCUAGUGGUCCGGUGCUGCAACUGAAUCCUGGGAUUUAACCAGAAGUCUUUUUUAUGUAUAUAAAUAAGUCUCACGUUCGACAUACCAAUAGAAUGAGGGGUCACAGGAGGACAGUUGAAUGCUUUGAAAGUUGCUGCUGGUUUUGACGUUUAUAGGGAGGAGCUCAGGUUUCGUUAUUGUGGGUAGUGUUUAUGACUUUACUUUUGGAAGAAUUGAAAGUUUUGUUUCUUAGUAGUGGUAUUUUUAAGUGCAGUUUUGUUCUUGUUUUACUGCUAUCAAAUUGAUUAUUGAGCUU